CUCUCUCUCUCUCUCUCUCAUAUGGCAAUCAACAACAGUGUAACACAACUAAACAUCCACCAAAGCAUAGUCCCUAGUACAAAAGGAGAUUCUCUGCCAAGAAAAAUAAACUUUAAGAUCGAACAACCCAUCAAGUAUUCACAACAAGUAGAGGAAGUUCGAAACCUUCUAAAGCAUGUCGAAGGUGAGCCCUUAAAACCUGUGGACAUGGUUGAUGUUCUCCACAAACUUUGCAUCAACCAUCACUUCGAAGAGGAGAUUGACUCAAUCUUGAAAACGCAUUACACUAAAAUUUCCAAUGGCCAUGUUUCUAACCAUGACCAAAGUCUUUAUGAGGUUUCCUGCAAUUUCCGGAUCCUUCGACAAGAAGGCUAUUAUGUUCCAGCAGAUGUUUUUGCACGCUUCAAGCAAAAGAAUGGAAUCUUCCUUGAGGAAAUGGCGGAAGAUGUAAAGGGAUUAAUGGCAUUAUAUGAAGCAUCACAACUAAGCAUAGAGGGGGAACGUAUUCUUGAGGAGGCUGCGGAUUUUAGCAGCCAUGCUCUCAAAGAAAUGAUGCCUUUUCUUGACGAAGAUGAAGCUAUAAUAGUAAAAAAUACAUUAGAACAUUCGUAUGAGAGAACCCCGUCAACGUUUAUGGUCAAGAAAUUCAUCAAACAUUACUCGGGGACCACCAUGUCUCAACUUGCUGAGAUGGAGUUGGCUAAACUCCAGGCCCUACAUCGAACAGAAGUAACUCAAAUCUCCAGAUGGUGGACGGAGUUGGGAUUGGCUGAGGAGCUGAAGCUUGCGCGGAGUCAACCAUUGAACUGGUACUUAUGGCCUAUGACCAGCCUUGCAGAUCCUAGCUUGUCGGAGCAAAGAUUGGAGCUCAUAAAGCCAAUUGCCUUAAUCUUUAUAAUUGAUGAUAUUUUUGAUAUUUAUGGAACUCUAGAUGAACUCGUCCUCUUCACAGAAGCAGUUAUUAGAUGGGAUAUUAAUUCUCUGGAACGACUGCCGUAUCACUUAAGGAUCUGUAUCGAGGCUCUAUAUAACAUAACACGUGAAAUCAGUGACAAAAUCUACAAGAAAUAUGGGUUCAACCCCAUAGAGUACUUAAAAAGGACGUGGAUAAACCUUUGUGAAGCGUUUCUAGUGGAGGCAAAAUGGUUUGCUUCUGGACACUUGCCGAAUGCAGACGAAUACUUUAGGAAUGGGAUUGUAAGUUCUGGAGCAGAAGUAGUUACAGUACACAUGUUUUUCCUUCUCGGUUGUGCUACUAAUGAAGAUAGCGCUACAAUUAUUAAGGACAACCCAGGGAUAACAUUUUGUUUAGCAAAAAUACUUCGUCUUUGGGAUGAUCUAGGUAGUGCUAAGGAUGAGAAUCAAGAUGGCCAUGAUGGAUCAUAUGUGACAUAUUACAUGCGAGAAAAUGAAGGUUGCUCCCUUGAAAAUGCACACGGACAUGUUAUGUCAAUGAUAUCAAACACAUGGAAACAACUAAAUAAGGAGUGCCUCUCCCCAAAUAAAUUUUCAUCACCAUUCAUAAAGGCUUGUUUGAAUCUUGCAAGAAUGGGAGGAAAUAAUAUUCAUCACAACUUCGCAAGAAAUACUUAA
This is a messenger RNA of Lactuca virosa, 1593 nucleotides long. NCBI's taxonomy places the organism in Eukaryota, Viridiplantae, Streptophyta, Magnoliopsida, Asterales, Asteraceae. The record is from the annotation of a GenBank genome assembly.